Messenger RNA from Caenorhabditis bovis, 1218 nucleotides. NCBI's taxonomy places the organism in Eukaryota, Metazoa, Nematoda, Chromadorea, Rhabditida, Rhabditidae. The record is from the annotation of a GenBank genome assembly.
AUGUCGGACUUGUACAAUAUUAGAUCGAGACGCCGGAUACCAGAUAAUUCGCAGCAUUCGGCAAUCGACUUUGACUCGGACCCCGAUCAGAAAAACAAAGGAAUAGCUUACAGCUCUUUCUCAGCUGUAUUCAACGCGUCAGCUUCGCAGCUUUGGAAUUCAGCGCAGGAAGCCCUUUCGCCGACAUUUGAGGAAAAUCCAACGGUUGAAACACUCGACAAUUUCUCAAAUACAACUGAAGCGCUUGAGUGUUUAAGUAUCAACGGUAGUCGGUACGAUCAAAUUAUUAUCACGAUGCCUUCAAGAGACCGAACUUCUGAAUUCAAAAUGACUGCAAAGUCAAUUGAGAUGAAAGUUCACGCAAAUGGAUUCCGUCCUCAUCCAAAACAUGAGGUUCUGCAAGAUUCUGUGCAGUUUAAUCAGUUAGCAAAGCGAAUUGGACGUGAUUUAAGCCAAACUUGCGCGAAAAUGGAGAAGCUCGCCGAGUUGGCGAAAAAGAAAAGUCUUUAUGAAGAAAAAUCGCAUAUUGAACAUCUAUCAGCCAUAAUCAAAGAAGACAUAACGGGUCUGAAUAAACAAAUUGCAUCUCUUCAAGAUUUUUCGCGGAGACGAUCUGGAAAAUUAAAAAAUCAAAACACGGGUCACAGUCAAUUGGUUGUCGUUGGCCUACAAUCGAAGCUAGCAAAUGUCAGUAAAGACUUCCAAAGUGUUAUUGAAAUCAGCACAGAGAACAUGAAAGCUGAAAAAAAUCGACGAGACAAGUUUUCAAGCGGUGGUCCUGUUCCAAUGGGCCUUCCUUCGUCUUCAUCCGGGGCUAAUGUACGCUCUCGAUUACUGCAAGACGAUGAACAACAUGGUUCAAGUAGUAUCGCAUUAGAUAUGGGCACAUUAGAGAAUUUGCGAGCUCAACAAACCAUGCAAAUGAACGACCAAUCGUUGGACUAUGCACAGGCGCGUAGCAACACAAUGGCAACGAUUGAGGGUUCAAUUUCAGAGCUCGGACAGAUUUUCUCGCAAUUGGCGACUCUUGUUAGCGAGCAGGGUGAGAUGAUCACACGAAUCGAUUCGAAUGUCGAGGAGACGGCGCUUAACAUUGAUAUGGCGCAUUCGGAAUUAGUGAGAUAUCUGCAAAACAUCAGCAAGAACCGGUGGUUGAUGAUCCAGGUGUUCGGUGUACUUAUGGUGUUUUUCAUUGUAUUUGUCCUGUUUCUCACAUAA